CCCUCAAUAACGCGUUCGAUAUGCUCUAUGACGCCUGAGGGUCGUGUCAUGGAAGAGGAUGACCUUGAAUCAGUUAUCAGUGAUCGAGAAAGUUUAUACCAGGAUUAUGCCCUUGCUGGUGAUGAUACAACAAUAACAAAUACACUAUCCAGAAAACGACCAUCAACAAAUGUGCCACCAAUUUCGCAACUCAACUCCGAGGUUGUAAAACGAUUAUCGGAGGAAGAUCGACAGUUGUUGCGAUUCUAUUCGCCACAAUUGGAUGCACAUACCGAAUUCCUCUCGAAGGCAAUCGAGGAAUUUUUAACAGUUGUUGAAGAGCAACUUCCACCCAGGGAAUUCGUUCAAAAGGGGAAAUUGGUUCGUUUCGAGCUCUAUUUUUUGGCCACUCUCCAUUAUUGA
Molecule: messenger RNA, 402 nt
Organism: Anisakis simplex (herring worm)
Lineage: Eukaryota; Metazoa; Nematoda; Chromadorea; Rhabditida; Anisakidae
Source: the annotation of a GenBank genome assembly